AGCAAAUGCUCUAAAUAGGCCUUUUUGCAGCGCAAUAGGAUACCAUUUCCCAUUUUAUCUCAGGAUUUAAUACUACAGAAAAGCAAAAAGCAAGAAGAAAAAAAAAACAAAGGCAGCACUAGUUCUCAGUCCUCAGUAAUGUCUUCAAUGGCAUCACCAAGUACCCACCAUUUUUACCCAAACAGAUUCAAAAGCAAAGUAUUCAGUACUAAAUCUUGUUUCUCCCCUUUUAUUGUUUCAUGUAAGGAGCAACACAAGCAACAGCAACAGCAAGAUGAAAGCACCAAACAAGUGGGUCGCAGGGAAAUAAUACUAAGGAGCAGUGAAGUUGCAUUUCUUGGUGCCCUCUUCAACUUCAGUGGUAAAAAGCCAGAUUACUUGGGCGUUCAGAAGAAUCCACAUGGUCUAGCUCUUUGUCCAGCCACCAAAAAUUGUGUUUCUACUUCUGAGAACAUCAGUGAUGCUACCCACUAUGCACCUCCUUGGAACUAUAAUCCUGAAGGGAAACAGGGGAAUGUCAGCAGAGAGAAGGCAAUGGAGGAGCUACUUCAAGUGCUAAGAUCAACAAAACCAGACAAGUCCUCUCCAAAAAUAGUGGAGAAGAAAGACGAUUAUGUGCGUGUGGAAUAUGAAAGUCCUAUCUUGGGGUUAGUAGAUGAUGUCGAGUUCUGGUUCCCACCAGGGAAGAAAUCAAUUGUACAGUAUAGAGCAGCAUCUCGCUUGGGGAAUUAUGACUUUGAUGCUAAUAGAAAGAGAAUCAAGGCCCUGAGAUUGCAGUUAGAGAAGAAGGGAUGGGCAUCAGAAGACACAUUCUGAAAUAUGAGAUCUUCGUAAAGGGGCACUUAUUCUUUACUUCUUAGCGACAUGAAUAAGAUCAUCUACUGAAGACAGAUUGACUCAUAUAUUGAGCCCUUUUUAUUUGAAAACCUUAAGAGAAGAGAUGAAAUAACAUCAACGUUCUGGCCACUGUGUUAGCUUUUGAAAUUCUGAUGAAACAGCUUCAACAGAGCAUUGAAUGUAUAGGCCUUCAGUUGUUGAAAUUGCAUUUUACCAAAAGAACAAGCUGCAAAUCAUCAUAGACAUA
Molecule: messenger RNA, 1084 nt
Organism: Lycium barbarum (goji berry)
Lineage: Eukaryota; Viridiplantae; Streptophyta; Magnoliopsida; Solanales; Solanaceae
Exons: 7
Coding region: 139-816 (225 amino acids)
Source: RefSeq, a predicted model, not a curated record